UGAACUCUCCACGAAGCACCCAAAAAAUAACUGAUAAAGUUGAACCAAAAAAUGAAUUUCUCGCACAUGGAAAUAUUAAGGAUUACUAUAAUUCACGGUCCAAUGAAUGCAAGAUAUAUGCCUUCUCAAUGGACUAUGCAGAAAAAUUAAAUUCCAAUCCAACUUCUAUAAUCUGGGAACAACCUACUCCGCAUGGAUUGGCCUCAGCAAUCAUCAAUGCGUAUACCCUUCAUCAACACCUUCGAUUCUCACCAGAUGAUGUUUGGUUAACAGUUGCACAGGGUGUCAGUAAUCACAUUUGGAGAAACGCCUACCGUUUUCGUCAUUUGUUUGUUGACCAUAAAGGUAAAAAAGAAAUCUACCUGGACGCUCGUGAUAUUAUAGAUCAAGUUGGUGGAAAUUUUGUCGGUGAUUGGCCACAAGCAAUUACUCGACUUUCGGAUACAGUUGAUGAAAAAGUUAAAAAAGUUGCCUUAAAAGAAAUUUUCGAAUGUGAUUUUUCUACUUCAACAAAUACAUCUAUUAUAGUCAGUCGAAUUACCUUGUUAAAUGCGAUGAAAGAAUUUUUUAUCCUUAGAUUGCGUGGUGGAUGUGGUAUUCCAAAAGUUACCCUUGAUGGCACCUUAGAAGAUUGGUUACACCUUCAAGAAAAAGUUGCAAAUCUUCGUAAUUUAGGAUUGGAACUUGAUUUCUGGCUCGAUAGGUUGGAACCGGUCAUUUCUCAAUUCAUUACCACUUAUAAAGGAAACGUUGAUGAAAACUUUUGGAAUAUGGUUGUUUUUCAAGCUCCUAUUAUUGGACCCAGUGGUUACAGCAGCGAAGAACUUGGUACACGUCCUCGUUGGGAUGGAUGGAUAAGUGCAUUAUUUCCAUACACUCAAUUAGGAUGCUAUCCUUCUGAUAUACCUUCUGGAUUGGUUAAUGUUCCAUUCACAUUGAGCAUUAAUAAAAAUAACUUCCAAUUAAGAUUUGUUGGAGGGUUUCUAGGUUGUAGACAAGAUAAGAUUGAUGAAGAAUAUGUUGUUUCGCCUGUUAUUGGUUGGUAUAUUGAUGAUAAAAAACUUUCUCCAAGGGAUUUAAGGGAUUGAAUUAUUUUUAUACAAAGUUUCUUUUUUCUUCUUUCUUACAAAUCCACAAUUAUUUUAUUAUUGUGUUUUCAAUUAUUAUCAAAUUAGUUUUAUUACAAUAAAUUUAGCUAGUGAAUUUUGAUUAUUUUCAUUUUUUAUAAAUAUUUAUUAUAUUGAAUGU
Messenger RNA from Rhizophagus irregularis DAOM 181602=DAOM 197198, 1248 nucleotides. RefSeq lists its product as uncharacterized. The record is from RefSeq and is a predicted model, not a curated record. Lineage: Eukaryota; Fungi; Glomeromycota; Glomeromycetes; Glomerales; Glomeraceae.